Hippocampus comes (tiger tail seahorse) is the source of this 2515-nucleotide messenger RNA. RefSeq names its product G-protein coupled receptor family C group 5 member C. The coding region runs from base 454 to 1641 and encodes 395 amino acids. Gene Ontology annotation, molecular function: G protein-coupled receptor activity; protein kinase activator activity. Lineage: Eukaryota; Metazoa; Chordata; Actinopteri; Syngnathiformes; Syngnathidae. The transcript is spliced from 4 exons. The record is from RefSeq and is a predicted model, not a curated record. Gene Ontology annotation, biological process: G protein-coupled receptor signaling pathway. Gene Ontology annotation, cellular component: extracellular exosome; plasma membrane; intracellular membrane-bounded organelle.
GAUGCAUUCUGACCCGGUUGCGCAGGGCAAAUUUGAGUGGAAACGAGCCGUUCGAGAGCAGGUGAGUGGCCUCUUUGUUGGGCGCUGGAACAAAUAAGCAGGCCGACUCCUAAUCUCGCAGAAUAUGCAAAGCUGCAAGCAACAAAGGAGAGGUCGGACGCUUAACAGGAGGGUGGCAGUGGCGCGGCGGCGCUGAAGUGCGGUCCAUUCGGACAGCUCCUGUUGACAGAACGCGACCUGCUCGGGACCAGCAGCGGGUCGCUGACACAAUGGUGCGCUAGCCGCUGAGACGGAGGACUGGGCGCAUUGGGAGACUGCUGCACGAUUCCGCCGGGAGAGUGAGUCAGUGAGCAGGAAAUUGGUCGGAUUAUCUGCUCGAACAACACAGGAUUGAUCAUAAGAAGAAUCCAGACACUUGUUGGAGCUGCACAGCAUCUUACCUUCAAGAAAACGAUGGCAUUGACAGGCCCGCCCAGAGGAUGCGGGACCAGCAUCGGCUCCAUAUACUACAACCUGUGUGACCUGGCGGCCGCGUGGGGGGUGGUAGUGGAGGCCGUCGCUGCCGCCGGCGUGCUGACCUCCUUCGUGCUGUUCGUCAUCCUCAUGGCCUGCCUGCCCUUGGUGACGGACAAGGAGAGGAAAGGCACGGUGGCCCUGCAGGCCGGCGUUCUCAUUUCCACCCUGGGACUCUUUGGGCUAGCCUUCGCCUUCGUGGUGGGCCGCGACUCCACCAGUUGCGUGGCACGGAGGUUCCUCUUUGGCGUCCUGUUCUCGGGAUGCCUGGCCUGCCUGGUGAUGCACGGGCUGUGGCUCGUCUUGCUGCGGAGGCGCGGCCGGGGCCCCGGGAGCUGGAUGCUGUGCCUGGGGGCGCUCGGGCUCUGGUUAGUGGAGGUCAUCAUCAACACCGAGUGGCUCCUCAUCACCGUGGUCCGGAACCCACCGAGCGGUACGGAUGCUUCCGAGCUGUCCUGCGACUUUGCCAACCAGGACUUUGUCAUGGCGCUGAUCUACGUGAUGGUUCUGCUGCUCGCCGCCGUGCUGAUGUCCGUGCCCUCGCUAACGCACAGGCACAAGCAGUGGCGCCGAGACGCAGCUUUCAUCCUGGUCUCUGGCCUCUUCACCGUGGCCAUCUGGAUGGCUUGGAUCGCUAUGUACGUCAGUGGGAACCGAGCGCUGGGAGACGCGAGCUGGGACGAUCCCACCCUGGCUGUAGCUGUGGUGUCCAACGCGUGGGUGUUCCUACUCCUGUACGCCAUCCCGGAGAUUUGCUUACUGACACAGCGGGAUCCGGACCUGGAGCCCCCCCAUGAUGGCGACCACAUCUACCCUGCCAGGAGCUUGGUGUUCGACAACAUUCACAAGGAGCCAGAGCCACCCCGCCAGACUGUGUACAUGGAAAAUAAAGCCUUCACAAUGGAAGAACCUCCAACAGUGCCAUCAAAGCCUGUGUCACCAUACGGCGCUUAUAACGGUCAACUGCGAAGCUGCGUGUACCAGCCCACCGAAAUCGCCCUGAUCGCAAAAGGUCUGACCAAGAUGGACCAGGACACGAUGAUGCGCCGCGCCUCGGCCUCUUCUUUGAACGCUGGCGGAAGCAGCAGCGGCUCCCUGGAUCGCUCGUUGGGCUCUUUGGCCUCUUAGCAACCAUAUCUGACGCACGCAGUUCACAGAAGCCUGCCCGCCUUUGGCCAUUUUGGCAUGAUGAUAAUCUGCUCUUUGGUUCCGUGUGUUUUUUGUUUACAUAAAAUCCCAAAAUGGAAAGUUUUUUUUUCUUUUUUGCACCAGGGACAUACUGCAUUAUUCACAGAUCUGGUUUAUAACAAUCAUGAGGUUAUAAUUUUACUGUUGUUGUUUUUUUUUUUUUUGGUAUGAAGUAUUUUUUGUGAGGAAAGAGGUCUUUGUUUGAAGGAUUACCGCGUUAAUCUCAUUUUGAACGCCAUUUUAUCCUGUAGUGCCUUGAAAUAAUAAAAUAAGUAAAAUCCUCAUAAAGCUGUGUGAGAAUUGCUGGCCAGAGAUACAUCUUAUUGCAAACCUACACAUUACAGUGAAAUCAGAAAUUCUGCCUAUAGAAACAAAGAUCGAUGUUCAGUUUGUCUGAAUGAAGCGUCGUGUUACUCGACGGUGAUUCUACAAAAGAGCGCCUGCAUUGGAUCUGAUUGCAGCCAGUUCAGGUGCACCUAAUGUCGUGGCAAGUGUGUUUUUGGCAGUUGCCAGUGGCAAAGCCAUGUGAGGCGUGACGUGAUCUGCCAUUUGCAUGCGUCGGCUCGAUAAGCCUUGCAGCGGACCUUCCACUGGGAGUGGAAACGACACAAGCGGGCAAUAAAUCCAUGUAAUCUCGGCCACUAAUGGGACGGGUGGCGGGUGCGUUAUUGUUUUUUUUGUUGUUGUUGUUGCUGCAAAACAAUGUGCUAUUAUAAGGGCAUUGCGAUUUGGUUGAAUGGAGCUAGACGUUUGUUACACAACAAGCUCAGUGGGUUGCAAGUACCCCACACACGCACACGCACACACACACACA